This is a messenger RNA of Symbiodinium sp. CCMP2456, 3558 nucleotides long. The record is from the annotation of a GenBank genome assembly. Lineage: Eukaryota; Dinophyceae; Suessiales; Symbiodiniaceae.
AUGGCACUAGAUUUGGUGUCGCUGGCCGAUGAGUUGGCGGAGGUUAUGCUGGAUGGGGCCGGGGCCCAAUGCAACAUGACCAUAGACACUGUUGAAGCUUGUCGCGAUGCCGUCUGCAUUGCCAUCCAGCUCUUGUCGAAUUCACGUAUCCUGUGGCCAUUUCUGCCCGAAGCUGUGGCACGCGACCCCCAUUUGAUGGAUGGGGCACGUGAGGCCACACCUCCCAGCGAGAGGUUCGAGUAUCGAUUGAUUGCGUUAGAGCCGCCAACAUCGACAAGUGGGGACCUGUCGGGACCAUCAUCCCGCCAUCUGCCGCCGCCGAUAGCGGCGCCGGAUCAGCUAGCACCAGUGCAGCGUCCGCGGGCACGGUCGGCCAGCCCUGCCCCGGGAGGGGCGAUUUGCGAGGAGGACCAAAAGAGACUGUUCUGCCAUCCCGGUGAUUGGGACCAUCCAGAUACGCAGACAUCGGGGGCUGCAAGCAGCAGCGCACCAGCACCGCGAGACGAAGGUGACAUCCCGGCGGACAUCCCGGCAGAUUCUUUGCACCUUCGGGCACCCGACCCGGCGCCAAGGCCGGCCUUGAGCCAUGGAGGGGGCACGGGCGAGCUGUCAGUCCGCAGCUUCAGCGUGCCGUUGGCUGGAGACGCGGGUGGCACGGAAGGUGACACUGCAGGUGCUGAGGAAGCAACGCCAGAUGCCGUGGAAGUGCACGACGAGGUGCACAACUACUUGCUGCAUGAGAAUGUGCAACAGUUUGUGGAGGAAAAGGAUGCAGUUGACGAGAUGUUCCUUCCCUUCCAUGUUUUGCGCUUCCUUGCCUGGUUCAGUUUUCUACUUGGCCGGGCCAGGGUAAGUCGCGAGGAUCAGAUCGGUCUGAACUCCAUGCGGUCAUUCAUUCACGAUGCCUUCGCGCUCUUGCGCUUGGCAUGGUACGAAAUUGCUGCCUCCACCGUCAGGUCGGCUCACCUUGAAGAUGGGGAGCACAGUGUGACCCUGCCCUUGCGAGGUGCAGAGGGGACCAAUGCCAUCGCCGAGGAGGAGGAGGAGGAGGUUGCCGAGUCCCGACCCGAUCCAGCGGGCCCCGCCCACAGAGACCGCGGCGACGCCAGUCGGGGUCAUGAUGAUGAGGAUGUCGAUGACGAUGAAUUGGCAGACCCCCAGGCCUCCUACGUCUUCCCAGAGCAGAAGUCGACGUUCAAGACCAUCUUCAAGAGAUGCGUUUUCAGAGCGCUGCCCGCUUCCCUGGUAACGGGACUGGUGUUAUUCAUUUUCAUCAUGCUCGUCCACAUUGUCAACCUCCGAGAGGACGUCUCCGGAGUUGUUCUGAAUUCGCGGCAGGCGUUUAUUGACAGCAUUUCAGUAGCAGCGAAGGGAUAUGGACGCAGUGCGACAGAAGUGUCCAAUCUGAGCUUGGUGGGGAAAACGCAAUACCAUCGGCUCGUCGACAGCCUGACGGGCGAGGAGCGCGUCGUUCGUGGGCCACUGGUUUAUGCGCCCGAGCCACUUGAGCAACUGGUCAAUGAGACGGAGGAGGCACUGAUGAUCAAUGCGCAAGAGUCUGUUCUUGUCGAGAACAGGAGCUCAGGCAUACUUCGGGUGGUUGAAGAAGGAGGACUCUUCUACCCGAGACCCUACGAGUUUGUCUUGGGUUGGCGCUACCCCAUCCUCGUCGAAGAGCAGCUCUACGCGGUCGUGAAGAACGAGCUGAAUGGUUCGACCUUCGUUCAGGAAGGCCCUGUCCUGUUGAUGCUCGGUGCCUAUGAGCAGCUCCUGAAGAUGAGAACAAAAGUGGUGGUGCGCAAGGAUGAGUACCUGCGCCUGGUCGAUCGCCGCACUGGCGCGGAGCGAGUUGUUCACGGCCCAGCUGCCGUUGCACCUGCGCCGGAGGAGGACAUGCCGAGCGGCGUCGGCAAGGCUGCAUUGCUGACACCCAACACGGCUGCGAUCGUCCUGGACCACUCUACGGGUCAGCAGCAUCUACGAACGGCCGAAGGUUUGCUCAUGCCCGCCGCGUACGAGGAGAUCCUGGAGAUCCGCUCAAAGAUCCGGGUUUUGUCCCACCAGGCCCUGUUUACGCGGGCUCCCACCGGCGCGAUGACUCUUCACACAGCGGGCUCCUUCUUCUUGCAGCCGUACCACGACAUCUUUUCUAUGCAAUGGUCCGUCUACGAUGGAAACACAUCAGAGCCAGCACCCCGAGAGGAGGUAACGGUCGUGGACCUUCGCACGAACAGGCUUCCCUGGAAAUACAUUGCCAGCACGAAGGAUAACGUUCGGCUGCAACUGGAAGGUGCGACACUGUGGCGGGUGGUCGAUCCGAUGACUAUGGCCCAGAGCUGCGAGGACGCACCGGGGGACAUCCUUCAGCGCUCGCGUGCCGCAUUGUUGUCGGCCCUUGGACGAGUGCAGCUGCGCGACUUCACGUCGCGUGUCGCGGAAGUCACCAAUGAGACGGCGGAGGCGCUGAAAACGGAUGCGUUCGUCGUGCAACGAGGCUUGGAGGUCAGCGGAAUCUCCGUGACGAGGAUUGAGCCGGUGGAUACGGAAGUCGCGGAAGCCUUGCAAACUAUGAUCAAGGCGGUGACGCAGCACGUCGCCGAUAUGCAGAGGACGGAGACAGCAGAUGUGGUGACUUGGCAUGAAAAGUUGUUGUCCUUGCUACAGGCAUUGGGCAAGCGCCGGAGUCGGAUUGUUGUAGAGGGCACCGGCUUUGCCAUGGGGUUUCCUUUCUUCGAGGCGGUGCACUGGCUGCUGGUAUGGUUGUCAAAGCGAGUACACCGACCAGACUUCAAAGUGAAUCAUAACGAGUGGGCCAACCUCUUGAUUUCCAAUGGUCAGGCGUUGAUCUCUGGCUCUGUGGGUGCCUACGCGUUGCUGUACGAGGAGCCGUUUGCGAGCACGACGACCAAGGUGCUCCGGUUCGAGACCUCCAUCGACACAGUACACGGCUAUUCUCGAUCACUGGAGCAGGUGCUGCCCUUCAUCCUGGCCUACUUUGCGUACGACCUCCUGAACAUGACGAUGUUUAUGAGAGACAAGCCUACGGAAAAGCUCAUGCUGAUGCACCACGGGCUGUGUCUGCUGAUUUGGCCGUUGAGCUUCCACUACAGAGCCGGUAAUUACUAUGUGCUCUAUUUCAUUGCCGCGGAGCUUUCCACCUCACUUUCGUGGACUGCUGGAUACUUUCUCCCUCUUUAUGGUAUCACCGGGGCAGUCUACUAUGUGGUUGGGACCUUCACCCUCAUAGCCUUCACCACCGUCCGUGCACUUCCCUCGCCUUGGAUCUGGUGGCUGCUUGCCUGCAGCUUCUGUGGCUUGUUGAGUCUGACGCUCUGGACUCAAGCGCGGAUGCCAGAGUACUCUGCACAGGCACACUUUUUUGCAGGAUCUCCACAGGUGGUCACAUUUCUCGUUUGGCCAGAGUUGCCCUUCACACGGUUCGAUCCGAUAGAUGACAGUUAUGAUAACACAAGAUCGGGCCCGGAGGUAGAAAUGAUUGCACAAGUCCUGAUGCAAAAAGGUAGAAAUGACUGUCGCAGGCACUGCAGCACUGCAUAG